This is a messenger RNA of Thrips palmi, 2713 nucleotides long. RefSeq lists its product as uncharacterized. The record is from RefSeq and is a predicted model, not a curated record. Bases 172 to 2361 code for a protein of 729 amino acids. The transcript is spliced from 8 exons. NCBI's taxonomy places the organism in Eukaryota, Metazoa, Arthropoda, Insecta, Thysanoptera, Thripidae.
AAAAAAAUUGAAGGUUUCAAUGAACAAGAAAAGGCAGCUGUGCUCCUUUUUGAUGAAAUUUACACCAAUUCCAAUCUCCACUACAAUCCUCUGACAGACUUGAUUGAGGGCUAUGAGGAUUAUGGCGAAAAAGGAAGGACUGACCGUGAAGCAAACCAUGUCCUUGUCUUUAUGGUUCGAGGGCUACAGGGAGAUUGGAAAAUGCCGGUGGCUUACUUUGCUGUUAAUGGGACGUCUCCAUCAGACAUGUUGGCUUCAUUAAUUAAAGAAGUUAUAAGGGAGCUCAGGAAACUUGGCCUUCAGGUGGUUGCCAGUGUCUCUGAUCAAGGGGCGACAAAUCAGGGUGCUAUCAACGAGCUCAGAAGCCAAUGUGAAGAGGGCAAACUUGAUCCAGUCUACAAAGUUGAUGAUGAGCGGGUUGUGCAUUUGUAUGAUAUUCCUCAUGUCAUGAAGAGCAUGAGGAAUAAUCUCCUGUCUUCAGAUCUGGAAGACGAGCUGCAACAAAUAGUGAGGUGGUCUUACAUCAUUGAAUUCUUUAAGUUAGAUGAGGGAAUGUGCAAAACGUCUAAAUUACAAUAUUCACACCUGUGCCCAAUGGGAAGAAACAAGAUGCGGGUGGAUCUUGCUGCACAGACCUUUAGUGAGACCACUGGGUGUGGAAUGAAAACGUUUCAUAUGCUCACCCAAGGCACCAAGCUGGUUGGAGCAGAACCCACAAUUGAGUUUAUUCUUACAAUGGACCAGCUAUUUGAUUCCAUGAAUGGCCCUGGUAGGAAAGACGCUCCGAAGGCAAAGCGCCAAAAUGUAACUGAGGACUCUUUCCACCAUGCCUUCUGGAGAGAAAUGAUCCCAAAGAUUGAAAAGUGGGUCUUCAUAAGAAAAUCAUCAGGAGUAAGGCACAUACCACCCUGUCUAAAGGGCCUAAUUGACAACCUUCGGGGACUGGAGUGGAUCUGGAAAGUAGUUAAAAAAUUAGGUUUCACCAGUCUCAAAUUACGGAAUUUAAAUCAGGAUCCACUUGAAAAUUACUUUGGCCAGAUUCGACAGUCAUGCGGAAGUAAUUCAGACCCCACAUUGGCUCAGUUUGUUGGUGCGAUGAAAGUGUGCCUGGUUCAGCAAAUUACAAGUGGCCGCAACCAAAAUUGUGAAGAUGAUGGGGCAUCAUUCCUGGCAGACUUUGGAGCCUUAAUAAAUGAAUGGUCGGUGCCAACAACAAGAGCCGAAGUCACCCCCACUCUCAUCAGAGGAUGUAGGCCUGAAGAAAUUAAUAAUACAUUGGUUAACAAGCUAACAAGACAAGCACCAUCUCUCAACUGUGCCACAAUGUGCACAAAAAUUCUUGCAGCCACAGAGAGGUGUAAAAAUUGUUACCGUUUUUUGAGCUCAAAUGAAGAUUCGACCGAUUUCACUCUCCAGCUGAUGCUGGAGAAAACUUCAGGGUUGGAUAAACCUUCCCCCUAUUUCACCAACUUCUACUUAACUGCGCAAAAAAUUGUAGCACAGAAAUGGAAUGAAAUAGGGUGGAAACAAAAUUUGGUGAAAAACAUUAAGUACCUCCUCUCUGAAGAAACGUCCCUGCUGGAGUGGGUCGACUGUGAAAUACACAGCGACUUGGUCCAAGAGCUUCUUUUACAUUUGUCUGCCACACGGAUUGUCCAAUUAAAAUGUUCUGCAUUCAACACCUCCAUUAAGGAACAGAAAGUUAGGAGAACCAGACAAGCAGAGAUGAGCAAGAAGUCUCAAAAUGUAGCAGAGGACUUCGGAAUUGAGGCAAUUGAUCCAAGAGACUUCUCCAUUCUGACUGGUUUACCAGGUAUUGAUGGAAAUGUGUUGAAGAAACUUCAAUCCCACAAUCCACUGCUGACCAGCAAACAGAAUUUGGACAAUGCUCUGCAUCAUGAGGAAAAUGGAGAAAGUGAACUUGUGCAGCAAAAUGAACAGCUGGAUGAUCCAUCCAUUCCAAUAGCGGAUGCUAGCACAGAGACUGCAUCAGAAAUUGUGCUGAGUACUUUUGGCGAUGAGUUCUCUCUACUGGAUGCUUUUGAAGCAGUUGCGACACCAUCAGAUCUGUCACCAAAUCCUGUGUCAGAGCCAUCGACAUCCUCCAUCCUCCAUCCUCCAUCCACAUCCUCCAAACCACCAUCAUCUUCACAUGCACCUGUGCCGUCAUCUCUUAAAAUGCUUCAAGAUCAAGCAAAUACAAGCAACAACGAAAUUGACAGAUUAGAGGAGACUGUGCGCCAAGGAAAAGCACAAAAGUUAACCUUACCACAGCUGAAAGCAGUGUUGAAAGCACGAGGAGUCAAGGGUUACUCAAGACUGAACAAAGAAGGCCUAGUGAAACUCGUAAAUAAAUGCUAAAAUCAGGAAACCUCGUUUUUUGUUUGCUUUUUAUUCAUUUUCUAAGCCGACAAUACCCUUUCCAUUAAACACGAGGAAACCAAUACUCACAUAACUCCGAUCUAGUAGCAGCAGCAUUACAAUACGGGGACGCGGGGGGCGGCCGGAAAUACAUUUAUAGCACCUUCCUCAAACUUCAAAUUUAAAGUGUCCGGUCACCAGUGAUGCCAACCAGGUGGUGCUUAACAGUGUUGAAAUUUCGUGCCGGACAGUUGCCACCUUGUAGAAUGAUGUUCUUGUUUUAUGUUGUUGUUGAGCUCCAAGCGCCCUAGCGGAAAGGCUGGGAGUUACCACGGGUUGACCUAGACCGGAA